CUCCUGCGUCUAAGAGCUGGAAGAACCGUUGGGGUGACCAAGACUCGACGGCCAAGAGCGUGACGGACGACCACCGCCGCUCCACCCAGUUUUCGCGAGGGCGCGGUGUCGGAGAUAAAGGGCGAGGGCAAGCCGUGGGGAACCAGCCUACCAGGUCUUCGCCGGCGAGCCGCCAUCGCCGGAGCAGGAGUCGGAGCGCAGGACGUCAACAGCGCACCAAUACUUCGUCUAGGCGAGGGCGCAGUCGGAGCGGAGACCGUCGUGGGAGAAACACGCCUUCGUCUAGGCGUAGCCGCAGCCGGAGCCAGAACCGGAGCGGGGGCAACAGCAGGGCGACCAGCACUGACAGCAGUCGCGGCGGAAAAGGGGGACGGAGGUCAGGCCAUGGUAGAAAACCAUCUGCGCAAGGAACCGGCAGGGCCCUCGACGUACGCCUUCUUCAUCCAGAAAUUGGCGGCUGCCUGGGACACUCAAGACAAGAGCUCGGGGAUUGAUCGUCUUCGCAGUUUUGGCGUAUCCAACGGCGAGACUUACGGAGAAUACAUUCGUCGCUAUAAGGCUCUGGCCAUGACCGUCAUGGUUUCCCACCACAUGUUCAAGCCUUCGGAUGCGCAAGUGCAGAUAGCUGUUCGAGACUUCAUGUUGAAGCAGUUUCCGGUAGUGUCUGGGCAGGUGUACAAGGAUGAGCAGCUCUCCAUGGAAGCCCCUUUUGGGCGACAUGCUUCGUGUCAGGAUGAUAUGUGGGAUGUGUGGGACUGCGUUCGCGCACACGCCGGCGGUGCAUGAAGAUGAUUUCUUUUCGGUAUCUUCCACAAAUGCUAGGAGUUCGUCUGUUGUUUCGCGUGUUGUAGCUUCUUCGGCGUUGCGUUCGACGGUGACCCCUUCGUGGAGCCAAGGUUCUUCGGCCGCCGUGAUGAGUGGUGACCCUCUACCUAAUGAU
Molecule: messenger RNA, 940 nt
Organism: Ectocarpus sp. CCAP 1310/34
Lineage: Eukaryota; Phaeophyceae; Ectocarpales; Ectocarpaceae
Source: the annotation of a GenBank genome assembly